Messenger RNA from Protopterus annectens (West African lungfish), 2434 nucleotides. RefSeq names its product phosphatase, orphan 2 (gene PHOSPHO2). The transcript has 3 exons. Bases 334 to 1194 code for a protein of 286 amino acids. Gene Ontology annotation, molecular function: phosphatase activity. Lineage: Eukaryota; Metazoa; Chordata; Ceratodontiformes; Protopteridae. The record is from RefSeq and is a predicted model, not a curated record.
ACAACGAUAGAAGUUUGUAGAUAUAUUUAGUAACAACUGUCAUUCAAUAAUUAGAAUAAUAGUAAGCUACUUUUGUGGUCUUGUACCAUUAGACUGAAAAAAAUACACGAGUGCUACCUGUUCACUUUCCUGUUUACCAAAUGUGUGAUGCCAGGACACAAUAAGACAAUACAGCGGUCCUUCCACCUAUUUACAUUUAAGCUCAGUCAAGGUUUUAAGUGACAUGCUUCAUUAUAAAAUUUGCAGUGAUAUGAAGAAAUAGAGCUCUUUUGAGUUAUUUCGUGUUAAGCUGUGCACUUUUUUUGUUGGCUAGGACUGUUGAUUCUACCAAGAAUGAAAAACUUAAUAAGUUUUGACUUUGAUCACACAAUUAUUGAUGAUAAUAGUGACACGUGGGUGGCAAAAUGUUCUGACAAAAUGCUUCCUGACUGGCUUGAAAAUUCCUGUAGACGAGGAUUUUGGACAGAAUACAUGGGCAGAGUUUUCAGCUACUUGGGUGAUCAAGGAAUUGGAGCAGCUGAAAUGGAAACUAUUAUGACCAGCAUACCAUAUACACCAGGAAUGAUUGAACUGUUGACUUUCAUUGCAGAUCACAAAGAUUCCUUUGACUGCAUAAUAAUUUCUGAUUCAAAUGUUGUUUUUAUUGAUUGGAUUUUGAAAGCAGCAAACCUCCAAGGAGCGAUAGAUAAGGUGUUCUCGAACCCUGCAGUAUUUGAUAAUAGAGGAUAUCUCACUGUUCAGUGUUUUCACUCUCAUGAUUGUAUUGAGUGUCCUGUAAAUCUGUGCAAAAGAAAAGUAUUGGAAGAUUUCUUAAAUCAUAGUAAGCAACAAGGAUUGCAGUACAGUAAAAUCAUAUAUGUUGGUGAUGGAAGGAAUGACCUGUGUCCUUUAAAGUGUUUAAAAGAAAAUGAUAUUGCCAUGCCUAGAAAGGGAUAUGCAUUAGACAAACUAGUUUCUAGAAUAUGUGAGCAUUCUCUUUGUUUGAAACCCUUUGUUAAAGUCUGGUCAUCAGGGAGUGAAAUAUUAUUUCAUUUGAAACAAUUAUAUAAAACAUGUAUUAAAGAAGCCUGUACUUUUCGUGUUAAUUGUGUACUGUUGCCCACAUCCUUCACUUCACCUUUUGCAUGUAGUUUUCCUGUAGGAGUAUUUUCAGACUAUUUGAAGUAUAGCAUCACACCUUGGGACAUUUGGUAGGUGGCAAUUUGAUGCACCUAAUUUCAUAAAAACUUUCUUAUUCGGCAUAUUAUGUCAUACCCCAAGAAUAUGCAACUUAUUUCAUACUCUGAACAGUCUGUAUUAUAAGUUUUUCUUCAUAAUGCAUUAUAACAGGCUGAUGCACAUUACUGCUCCUGUAUUACUAGUUGUGCAUUUCAUAGAUGUGCUGUGCAAAUGAGAUGUGAGGAAUUGUACAAGUUAGCAGAGUAUGAUUCAGUGUGUGUUUAUAUGUAGUAGUAGUGUGAUCUUUUGAUUUUUGAUUUAUACUGUUUUUUUGCUAUCCUUGUGUGUGCUACUCCUGGGAUUCACAGGAUCAGCAAUUUGAUCGUCUGUCCGUUGCUGGGUAGAUAAGUCACUGUUCGGGAAUACUUUUCAAUUUUUAACUGUUUCUAGAUGUUAAUUUGAAGAUGAAAAGUUGCCAUGUCUGUUUAAGAAUGCUGGCAAUAUUUUGUGUUUUAUUAUUUUGAUGAGACUGAGUGGUCUGUCAGACAGAUUAUCUUCUAUUUAUAUCUCCUAAGAGAUAGAGUUUAAUUGGUCAUCUUUUUGUGAGGAGACUUGGUUUAUUUAAUUACUAUUUGUGCUUAAUUACUGGGGCUUUGGUAUUUGGUGAGUGUAAGUGUGUGCACUGCUUGUGAACACUUUUCUCUGACAACUUACCACUUCACCAACUCUUCCCAGCAAUAUGAACCAGGAAUUGGGCUGUAUUCUUGGCAGAACAAUGGAACAGCUUUCUGGUCCCUUGGUUCUACCUUAUCCUGGAUCAACACAAAAGAAAACCUGCAAGGAGCCAUUGCCAACACAGUGGGCUCAGCUAAAGUUUCGGCCACUGAUGGGUGACUGCAGUGGCCAUUAUGGGUUCCUCAGACCAUUAAUUUCUGGCUGCGGAGCCCUCUGGUGUGAUAUCAUCUGCCACCAUGAACUUGGGCGUAAGUCAUCUCCUCUGUGGUUGUUCAGGUGCUCCCGACAGUCAUGGAGAAUCAGCAAGAAGUGCAUGCCUACUUAAUCAGGUUGAGACCUUUUCCCUAGGCGAUGUUCCAUGGUUCAGUCAGACCCCUUCUAGGGAUGCCCUUAAAAAGAAACAAAGCUGAAUAUUUAUUUUUCUUGAGCAGUUUUUUUUUUCAGUUGAUAAGGGUGAGUUUAUUACUUUGGCAAAUGUUUUGUUGCAGACUUUAAAACCUUUUGAAAGUGACGAACUUUUGUGGGAAAAAAUAGAUCUGUC